Molecule: messenger RNA, 2639 nt
Organism: Neocloeon triangulifer
Lineage: Eukaryota; Metazoa; Arthropoda; Insecta; Ephemeroptera; Baetidae
Product: GTP-binding protein Di-Ras2-like
Exons: 4
Biological process (GO): signal transduction
Cellular component (GO): plasma membrane
Molecular function (GO): GDP binding; GTPase activity; GTP binding
Source: RefSeq, a predicted model, not a curated record
AUGGGGGCUAAAGGUGAAGGGUUGCGCCGAGUUUUCGGAGACCUCCGAUCGAGUCGCUGGGUGCGCGAGGCAGGCUGCAUGGAUCGCCCGGGCACUCGCAAAGUGACUCGCCUGCAGAACAAACGUGCGUGCAACGAACGCUGGAUCGACAACGAAGCAAAAACCGUCCUCAAAAUGCAAGCCGACUCCAAAGGAAACAGCAGUGCCGUCAGCCCGCAAAACAGACAAGACACAAGAAUGCCUGAGCAGAGCAACGACUACCGAGUAGUGGUUUUCGGAGCAGGUGGUGUGGGUAAAAGUUCCCUCGUCUUGCGAUUCGUCAAGGGCACUUUUCGCGAGUCCUACAUUCCUACCAUUGAAGACACUUACAGACAGGUGAUCAGUUGCAACAAAAACAUCUGCACGCUGCAGAUAACAGACACGACGGGCUCGCACCAGUUUCCCGCGAUGCAGCGGCUCUCGAUCUCCAAGGGGCACGCGUUCAUCCUGGUCUUUUCAACCACCUCCUGACAGUCGCUGGAAGAGCUGCGGCCCAUUUGGGAGGUCAUGUGUGAAGUCAAGGGUGGCAGCCUCGAAGGCAUUCCCGUCAUGUUGGUGGGCAAUAAGGUGGACGAGGAGACCACUCGAGAGGUCACACUGGCCGAGGGCGAGGCGCAGGCGCAGCGCUGGGGUUGCAGCUACAUGGAAACUUCCGCCAAAACCAACCACAACGUGAAGGAGCUCUUCCAGGAGCUGCUCAACAUGGAGAAGAACAGAUCCAUCUCGUUGCAGUUGGACGCGAAAAACCGCAGCGCCAAAGGGACGAGCAAGAUCAAGGAGAAGUGCAGCGUUAUGUGAGAUUUGCUGCCCCCCGGCCUACAACGAAACAAACAAACAAAACCCACACAUCGAGAGUGACUGACUGACUGCGAUGACUGACCGACUGCUGAGCUGCUUUGCGUGAAAGGCCUACUAGAGUGAAUCUGCUGCGCGGAUGCUGCGUGCGUGCUGGACGAGCACGGUUACGGGUUUCAACCAGGGAUGGCUGCUCUCUCCUUCCUCUCCAUCAAAUUUCGUUCGUCCCAAGGACAAUCCGCCAAUCUGCUCUGCUUGUUAAUAAUUUUAGUGGAAAGUAUAAUCAAAUAGGAAGUAAAACAAACAUAAUGGAACGGCAGAGCAGUCUGGUGCAACAGCCUAAAUGAUGAGAAUGUUUUAUUUAAACUUUAAAAGUUAAUUUUUAUUCUGAGUGUGAAAAGCGUUUGCUUAGAAAAGAGAGCAAGAGAUGUUUGGAAAUUUUAAGUAUAACUCGUAUAAUGAACGGCUUCUCAAUGUAGAUCUUGUGCCUCACUCAGAGUUGUAAUUACCUAUAAUGAAGUAUUAUUAUAUAAUAAUAUUGUAACGUUUUGGAUUCAGCAGAAAUGGUGCUGUGUACAAAGUUUUAUGAAUUACACGAGCAAAGAUUUACCGUUGCAUUAUUAUAAAAUAUAUUGCUGAAAAGCUUAAAUUGAAAAUUCGCAAAUAAGUUCUUCAAAUUCACAGUAUUUUUGCGAUUUGUACUUGAAUUGAAAAUAAUAAUUGCGAGUACACAGUAAAUUAAGGCGAGGGGAGGGUACACACUAAUUUUCUUCCAAAAGCUCCGUUUCUAAGGAUCGUUAAGGAUGUAUUUAAAAUUAGCUUUGGUCGUUUUCAAAAUUCAAUGUUGAAGCUUUUUGUUCAGGGCAUUUUUGAAAAAUGUAUGUGCGUUGCGUGGUCUUCAAAACACAGAAGAGGUCUUCUACAACGUUUCUUCCAGUGAAAUUUUUCCAAUUAAUUUUUGUAUUUCCAACUUUUACUCGUAUAAAAUCAUUCUACUAUUAUACUUCAUUCUAAUUAGCUCAUUAUCACAAUCAUUUUGUACUGUCUUGUUGUUAUAUUUAACGUCUCUAGCUGUAUAUUUUACAAUUUUCGCACUUUGUGUUUCUGCUAAACACAUAAUUUUGUCCUCUCUAUAUAAAUGUACCCAUCUCACUAUUCCUGCUUAGAGGAAGUUCUAUUCAUAAUGAAAGUGAUAAAUUCUAUAAUUAUUCAAAGUAAAAAAAUAACCAUAAUAUACAAGACAGGAAAUUUACUUGAAAGAAAAAUGAUCUUGGCAAUAAUAGAAUGAUAGCCUGCUGGACAAAUCUAAAAAGUCAAACAGAGAAAAUUGCGGCUUUUGGUGGUCCAUCCCUGGUGUCUGUGUAAAUAACGUUGAACUAGAAGAAGCAUGCGAGGGCUGGAUCCUCUCAUUUUUUUCACAACCCUCUUAAUAAAAAUUGUUGCGAAUUGUACACGAAGGAAUCGAUGACUCUGUUUUAGCAUAUCAGCUGCGUGUUUGUAAAUAGGUUGAAACACUAUAAAAAUAUGAUAUAUACGCAAAGAAAGAAACGACCACGCAAGAAAUGAAGUGAGAUGAAUAAAUUAUACAUGAAAAAAAAAAUUAAUAAGCAAACGCUUCUGGAAAGCCGCAGGUCACAUUUAUUAUGUACUUAUGAAAAAAAGUGAAGCGACGAUUAAAAAAAUAUAUAAAAUUGCAGCAUUACCAUAAAUGAAAUGAGAAGCUAUAAAAAUGGAAAUAACCACAAGCAACAGGCAAGAUCCAUAUAUUAUAUUGUACUCAAUUAAUUAACAUCAAUAAAGUUACU